UCCAAAUCACUUCCGUACAGGUCCAAAUUACCCGAACCAUGACCCUUCACUUCCUCAACUGACACUCGUUCUUCUUUCCAAUUCCUACCAAACUCAUCUCUCUCCUGAUCAUCGCCGUCAAUCAUCACUUUCGUUCCCAAUCCCUCACAGUCGUUUUUGUCCGAAACCACCAACAUCCCUCGUUCCAGGUUCCUCCCAUUCCCAUUUAGGGUUGCCCCCGCGAUCUCCACUAUCCUUCACAAACCCUCGGACGAAAACUGGGGUAUUUACCUGACAGGGCCUCUGUUUAUCGCAAAUCCGUAGAUCACGAAUUUCGAGAUACAGGUAUCUGUAUCCUCCCAGAUCUCUUUCGAAAGGUGGUGUUGGAGUUAUCCCUUUGUCGUUUUACCGGCUCGAGUUUCCAUUUUCGUUGUCAAUAUCACUCACUGCAGAUGGAACCUUAAAUCUCGACUUCAGUUACAACUACCAACAAUCACUUGACUUCAACGAAGGAAAUGGACUGCGCGACAAAAUUCUUCAUAUAGAUUAAUGGUCUAUGAAUCCAAGUUGUAACUAUGCCACCACUUCAGAAAAGAAAUCCCGCGCUGGCUCCUGCUACUGCAGAGGGAGAUAUGAGCGAGGUUGGACGAACCGAAAAUCGCAUUUCCACGCUUUCUUCAGAACAAAACCCAUUUGAUUCACGAGUCAAUACUCCCAUUCCCAAUACACCCAGUCCCGAUGCUUCGCGGCGAAAUAGUGCGAACGGAAUGGAGCAGGUCGGUCCAAAUCCCUCUCAAUUAGGGAAACAAAUAUCCGCCGCCAGUCUCAAUCGAAGAUCUUCAUAUAUGCCAAUAGUUCCAUCGCCAUUGAAUCCAUCGUCCUCAUUAAGUUCGGUUGAAAGCAGUGUGGUAAAUGCUGGUAACACGGGUGGAGUUUCACCUCGAGACUCAUCAUCUUCGGGGGAAGACCCGAGUCCCCAACUCGCGGGAGAUUCUUCUGUUGACAAGGGAAAGAGAAAGGUUGCAGCUCUGAGUUCAGCACAGAUGAUAUUGCGACAGAAAUCUGCGAUUGCCUUACAGCCAGGAGAAACUAUAGCAAGGCCAGAAACACCAAGAAGGUUAGGUGACUUGGGUCACGAUUAUUCACGAUAUCCCGCAUCAAGAUCAAGUACCAACUUGAGUUCAACACCCACAAGCAAUAGAGUUCUCGCAGCGACAGCAGCAACCUCCCAGGUCUCUUUACUUCGAACAUCAACCAAUAAUCCUUUCAACGAUUCACAAGCAGAUUUAGAGAAAUGGGGUUAUCCAGAUGAUAGUAUCGGUGCUUUUGAUCCUUACUAUGGUGGAGAGAAAGGAUUUAUAUUAUACGCGAACGAAAUCGAGGCCGACGAUAAGCUCCACAUGCCAGCGGAUGACGAUGAUAAAGUAUAUAGAACGACGUGGAAGGAUUUCUUUGGUCCUCGAAAUAUCGCUAGUACCAUAGGGGCCGUUUUUCUCAUCCUUGGUCUUCUCGCGAUUUUCAUACUCUUGCCGCUCCUCACAUAUUCUACAAGGAUUUUUGGAACCGCUCCGAGUACUGAAGUUGAUACUGGUCCUGCAUGGGCCCACGUCAAUAAUCGCACAUAUCCCGCUAUGAAAAAUAUUCGAAGGGGACUGAUCGAUCCAGAUACCCCAGAAGAUGUCAAAACCCGAAAGAGCCAAUUUGAUGAUACAGACUUGCACUUGGUAUUCAGUGACGAGUUUAAUGAGCCCAACCGAACAUUCUACCCAGGAGAUGACCCAUAUUGGACGGGAGCCGACAUUUGGUAUGGAGCUACUCAGGACUUUGAGUGGUAUGACCCAGACGCAAUUACAACUGGUGGUGGAACGUUACAAUUGAGACUGGAUGCUUUUCCAAAUCACGGUCUCCAAUACCGGUCAGGAAUGCUGAACAGCUGGAAUCAACUGUGCUUUAAAGGAGGAGUCUUUGAAGUUGGAGUCUCAUUAGCCGGUCCAGCAGGAGUACCCGGUCUUUGGCCUGGUGUUUGGUCCAUGGGAAAUUUGGGUCGACCAGGUUACAAGGCCACCACGGAUGGAGUGUGGCCUUACACUUAUAAUGAAUGUGAUGCGGGUAUCACACCAAAUCAAUCCGAUUCAAGUGGCCUUUCCUUUCUCCCGGGUCAAAAACUUGCCUCUUGUACAUGCAAAGGGUCGGAUCAUCCCAAUCCAGGUGUUGGUAGAGGAGCUCCUGAGCUGGAUAUUCUUGAAGGCUCAGUCGACCCCAAUAACAGAAUUGGAGUUGUCACACAGAGUUUGCAAGUUGCUCCGUUCGAUGUCUUUUAUCGACCCAACGAAAACUUUAUGGCAAUCCCGGACUAUGAAACUACGAACAUGAACGGAUAUUGUGGAGGACCAUAUCAACAAGCUGUCAGUGGCACAACACUUCUCAACAAUGAGUGGUACGACGGCUUAGCAUACCAGAAGUAUGCAUAUGAAUACGAGCCUGGUACCAAAGAUGGCAAAAUCGCGUGGUUCGUUGGUGAAAACCCAUCAUUUAUUGUGGAUGGAAGAGCUAUUGGUCAAAAUGGCAAUGUUGGACCACGACAAGUGCCCGAGGAGCCGAUGUCAAUGGUGUUGAAUCUUGGGUAUAGUGCUUCGUGGACUGGGAUCGACGCGGCUAACUUGCGGUUCCCAACGGUGAUGCAUGUCGACUAUGUCCGAAUAUACCAGAAGAAGGGGCAAGAGAGUAUAACUUGUGAUCCUCCAGGAUACCCUACCACAGAGUAUAUCAAGAACCAUCCGAUCGCAUAUCAGAACCCGAAUCUUACUGUAUGUUUCCCCCCUUUCCUCUUUACCACAACCAUAGCUAAUGAUCGAUAUAGCGCUGGGACGACACAGGUUAUCCGUGGCCGAAAAACACGUUGACGGGUUGUUAGGAGGGUUAUAUAAUGGGAAUGAGACUUGCGAAAAAGGUGUUGCAUAUAAUUACAUUUUGUCACUCACAUACGACAUACUAGACUUCUUUGAGGUUUUGAAGCGAAGCGAGCGAAUGAGCGAAUGAACACCAUUAGAGAGAAAUGGCGGCGUUAUUUUGGAAUGGGUCUGUUUGAAGCUUGAAUUUUGAACUUCAAGGUUAUUAUGAGGAGUUCCGGGGACUGGGGACUGGGGACUGAUAUUUUUGAUGAGAUAUUGCACGUAUACGAAUGGGAUGGAUGGCGUUAGGAAGGGGUAGGGUGGGAAGGAAUCGGCUUUUCCUUUUUCCUUUUUGAGGGAACAUGAUGACGGAACGUUGACUGUCAUUUGAGAACUGGGGAUGCGAUAUGAUAUGAACGGAACCCUGGUAUUUUGGGGGAAUAGUCGAGAACAAUGAUGGACAGGAAUCUUGCCAGGGGACUCUCUGAAACUCAAGGGUGUUAGUUAUACUGCCUAUUGGCGGGAUGAAGCGCCGGUGUGGAUGAAUUCUUUGUGUUGUACAUAGAUGGAGGGAUGUGUCGCAAUGGACAGACAGAUAAGAGAAACAGCGGAAGAAUUAAGCUGAGCUGGGCUGAGCUUUAGCGCUGCAGGACUUUGACUAGCGUGGCUGAAUAAUAGAUAUAAUCCGAG
Messenger RNA from Hymenoscyphus albidus, 3560 nucleotides. The record is from the annotation of a GenBank genome assembly. Lineage: Eukaryota; Fungi; Ascomycota; Leotiomycetes; Helotiales; Helotiaceae.